Orycteropus afer afer is the source of this 690-nucleotide messenger RNA. RefSeq names its product GLIPR1 like 2. Lineage: Eukaryota; Metazoa; Chordata; Mammalia; Tubulidentata; Orycteropodidae. The record is from RefSeq and is a predicted model, not a curated record.
UGGAUCAUGGAGUCCCUAAGGCCUUUCUCUUCCGAGUAGCCCUCACAGCCACCCCACGGCACCAUGGGUAUUUUGAAUUUGUGGCUCUAUGAGCUCUGGCUACUACUGCUAGGUUCCAGUUUGAGCGAAAGAUUUUUGCCACUCGAAGAAGACGUAGACUUUAUCAAUGAGUAUGUGAAUCUUCACAAUGAGCUCCGAGGCAACGUCAUUCCCCAAGGGUCUAAUUUGCGCUUUAUGACAUGGGAUGUAGCUUUGUCACGGACUGCAAGAGCAUGGGGGAAAAAAUGUUUGAUUACAUCUAAUAUUUAUUUAGAAGACCUGAAUAUGGCCCAUCCGAGAUUUAAUGGUAUUGGUGAAAAUAUCUGGAUUGGCCCUGAAAAUGAAUUUACUGCAAGUGUUGCUAUCAGAAGUUGGUAUGAAGAGCAGAAAAACUAUAACUAUGAAAAUGACACUUGUACUGAUGACUGUUCUCAUUAUUUGCAGGUUGUUUGGGACAAUUCUUAUAAAGUUGGUUGUGCUGUUACUCCUUGUUCAAGAAUUGGGUAUAUUAAACAUGCAGCAGUUUUUAUAUGCAACUAUGCACCAGGUGGAACUUUGAGGAGAAGGCCUUAUAAAGGUGGAUUAUAUUGUACUGAAUGUGGCAGCAGUGACACAUGCACAGAUUUUUUAUGCAGUAAGAUAAAGAAAUAA